This is a messenger RNA of Scutellospora calospora, 918 nucleotides long. The record is from the annotation of a GenBank genome assembly. NCBI's taxonomy places the organism in Eukaryota, Fungi, Glomeromycota, Glomeromycetes, Diversisporales, Gigasporaceae.
AUGUCUAAUUACUUAAAUUAUUAUUUAAGGUCAAAUAUUCGUCAUAAAUCUGUUUUAAACUUUAUUCUCUGUCUUCCUGAACUAAUUUUUUAUGAUGCAUAUUAUACUGGAUCAGAAUCACAUACGGCAGAAUUUAUUUAUGAUAAGCUUAAAUCUGUUAUUGAAGAGGUUGGAUCAUCAAAAUUUGUAGCAGUCAUUACUGAUAAUGCAAAUACAAUGCGUGCAGCAUGGAGAUUGCUUGAUAGAGAUUAUUCAAAUCUUAUUUGCAUGAGAUCAGAAGCUAUUUUGCAACAAGAAUCUAAUACAAUUAUGCUUGUUAAACCAGUAGAUACACGUUGGGGAACUUAUCUUAAUUCAGUUCAGUCUGUUAUUCACUCAAUUGAAGAACUUAACUUAAACUUACAACAUGAAGAAGAUAUUUCUAAUUUAAUUACUACAAGAUUUGAAUUUAUUUUUCAUCCGGCUUUGGUAUUCGCUAAUUUGUUAGAUCCAAAUUUUCAUGGAAAAGCCUUAAAACCAGAUGAUUUAACGAAUAUUGUUAUUCCAUAUUUAAAUGAAAAUUAUUCAUCUACUACUGCUGCACAUUUAUAUGGAACAAUUCAAAAAUAUAUUGCAAAAUCUGAUGAAUUUUCAAAUCCUUUACUUUGGGAAUCAAUUAAAUAUUCCAAUUCUAUUAGUUGGUGGAAAUCAAAUUUUGAGCAUAAAUAUCCUUUGCUUGUAAAAUUGGCAGUUACAUUAUUAUCAAUACCAACUUUGUCAGCUUCAGCUGAACGUAAUUGGUCGCAGUUUAGAUUUAUUCAUAGCAAAUUGCGUACUAGAUUAGAUAAUAAUAAAGUUAAAAAAUUAGUUGCUAUAUCUCAAAAUCUUAGAAUUCAAAAAAAUAUUGUAGAGGAUAGUUGGUUUGACGAAUUACAAUAA